AUGAUAGCCGCUGCUGCCAGCACUGCUACUCUAUCAGUGGCCAUCAUUGGCAUAAUCUACGAAGCAUUGAAUCUGCCCCUAUUUCCAUAUAAACGGCAAAGAAACCGCAUAGUAGUCAUCGCGAUGAACGUAAUCUACAACAUCGGCACGAUCCUAGCAGCGUACGGUGGAAUGAGAGAUACAACGAUGCCGGACAACAUCAAGAACGGAGCUGCCGACAAGGCCGGAAACAUCAUCAUGUUCCUCGUGAUGAUUGGUGCUCUGGGGUGGCUAUAUCCUGCCGGGAAGCAUAUCUACUAUGCUCGGCAAGAUGUAAGCUAUCGGUCCGCUGAGAUACUAAUGAUGGCUGCUGCCCCUGCGACAGUCCUUCAGUUGAUCCGCAUGAACUACGACCUCAUUUACUCAUUUACGCAAAUCGCCAUGUUGCAUCCUACCACGGGCACCUUUGCUAUCAGAUUUGUCACAUUCUCCCUGCAGCUAGUCAUAGUUGGGAUGAUCAUUGUUGCUGGCUGGUUCAGCAAAGAUGCUGCAGCUAUUCGCGCCAGGGUUCUUAAAACAGAUAGCACCUCUGAGUUGGUUUGA
This is a messenger RNA of Fusarium musae, 582 nucleotides long. RefSeq lists its product as uncharacterized. Bases 1 to 582 code for a protein of 193 amino acids. The transcript has 2 exons. The record is from RefSeq and is a predicted model, not a curated record. NCBI's taxonomy places the organism in Eukaryota, Fungi, Ascomycota, Sordariomycetes, Hypocreales, Nectriaceae.